Messenger RNA from Daphnia carinata, 2008 nucleotides. RefSeq names its product probable methyltransferase-like protein 24. The transcript has 6 exons. The coding region runs from base 941 to 1816 and encodes 291 amino acids. NCBI's taxonomy places the organism in Eukaryota, Metazoa, Arthropoda, Branchiopoda, Diplostraca, Daphniidae. The record is from RefSeq and is a predicted model, not a curated record.
AAAAUUACAUUUGCCAAAAUGUAAAUGUUAGUGUUCGCUGUUGCCAAGACGAUGACGAAAAAAAAAAAAAAAAGCUGGGAAAAUGUUUGAUUCAAUCCCGUUUUGUCUCCUUAUUCGGACAUGGAACAGAUCAAAGGGUUGUGGUGUUUACACGAGAGAGUUCGAAUCAUUCCCGUUUGACAUCGUUUGCUUUUUAUGGAUGAUGCAUGGCGACGAAAGGUCUCAAGAGGUGUUCUUUAACAUAUAACAUCAUCCGUAUUGUUCUCCUAGCUACGCUGUGCAUCGAUGGCGGAUUACCAUUAAUUGCUGUACCGUUGGAAUUAGAAAGGAACGUGAUCUAGAUUCGGCCCUAUCAUUUCUCGAGAAUCGCCCUGUGAGCUGCCGAAGGUUAUUACUUUCUCGGAAUGGAAUGAAAAACCCUAUUGCGUUAAGACUCCAGUUGCCAGAAAAAAAACAAAACUUUCGUUUUCUCUAUACCUGCGAGCAACGAAAUUUCUUCUUUAAUCCCCUUUCCCAAAUGUGAUGUGAACACCAAAGUCAAUCGGUCACGUUGUUUCAAAUGGAAUUCCUGCGAAAUUCGAACUGUUUUGACAACUCGGCACCAAACAACGGGAAAGCUCGGUUUCUUUAAAGAAAAAGGAAAACAACAACGAAUGGCUUGGUGAAUCGCCGGAACGUCAUUUCGGCAGGAAAUGGAAAUUUCUUUUCACACCGGCGCUCUGUAAUAGUAGGAAAAAAAAAAAAGAAUUAACAUUUCAGAAAACAAUACCAUGGAGAUGAAAAAUCUAUUUAAGCAAAAUACCUAGAAAAAAGAGUAUCCAGUACUUCAAAAAUUCGACAUGGUUGAUGAUGAAUUUUUCGAGGAGAUUUCCUUCCGACGUUCUAUGUUUCCAUAACAAAAGUUCAAACAGACGCAUCCAGUCGAACAGUGAACAUCGUCAUGACUUCUGGCAACAAAGUUAGGAGAUUAGUUAGGUCAUCGGUGCAAAUUUCAUUUCUAUUGGCAUUUGUUUUCAUCCUGUUUAUCGCAAGGAAUAGCGACCCACCUACAGACAGAGAUUGGACCAAAUUGAGUGCUGUCCAAGCUCUAACGAAACAAGAAAUCAUUCAUUACUUACAGUGGAGCAAUGCCUCAUCGUGUCGUCUAUCCAAUGACUUCGGAGGCGCUAUGGCUCUCUUCGGCAUCGACGGACAGAAAGCCGUUUGCCUUGAUACAGAGGUGCGUCCAAUCAAGGGCAAGUGUUUGGUCUAUUCGUUCGGCGUCAACAACGAAUGGUCCUUCGAAGAUACCAUGGACAAUUAUGGAUGCGAAGUAUACGCUUUCGAUCCUUCUAUGGAACAGUCGGAUCAUGACCGUGGUGACAGGAUUCAUUUCUACCGUUACGGAUUGGGGAGCGAGAAGGUCUUGAGAACGAUCAAAGGCCAACGAGGUUGGCGUCUGGUGCCACUCUCCGAUUUGUACAAGGUGAUGGAGAAACGCCACGGUGCCAACAAGAUCAUCGACUACCUGAAAAUCGACAUUGAAAGUGGCGAAUGGGCUGCCCUACCGCAAAUUCUUCAAUCGGGAAUGAUGGACAAAGUGCGCCAGUUGGGUGUCGAGAUCCAUUUGCCGGCCGGAGGAGAUGUGGCUGAAUUUUACAGGUUAAUAGGCAUCGUCAGAUCGCUGGAGAAUUACGGCAUGGUCCGCUUCAAUUCCAAGUUGAAUCCAUUUUCGGAACGGUGGAUGGAAACACUUCAGUCGGAGAGUUACGCGGCCUACGAGCUGGCCUGGUACAACAACCGACUCCGGCGAAAUCGUAGCUCCUAUUACGGUUAAUUAACCAUACAGAUGAAGAUUUUAAUGCUGUUUGUACCGUGAAUAAAUCACAAAGACUUUGAAGGCAAAAAAAAAAAAAAAAAAAGGAAUGUUCUUAAUAAAGAAAUGCUACAUUUCAAGGUUUCAGACUAACAUUCUGAAAAUGCAUUGGUGGGGAAUUCUGUUUCGGCCAUGUGUGGAAAUACAUUCACC